This is a messenger RNA of Linum trigynum, 774 nucleotides long. The record is from the annotation of a GenBank genome assembly. Lineage: Eukaryota; Viridiplantae; Streptophyta; Magnoliopsida; Malpighiales; Linaceae.
AUGCGGGGUCUAGGUUUUGAUAAUUCUCAUUGUUUUUAUGUGGAUGCGGUUGAUGCAUCUGGUGGUCUUGAAGUAGCUUGGUCCCCCGGAGUUGAUGCUUCGGUGUUUUAUCAUUCUGAUUUCUGUAUUUGCUCUCAGAUUAAUGAAGAUAAUUUUUCUUAUAUUGUGAUUUGUGUUUAUAUUAGCUGCAAUUCUGUUGUUCGAACAACCCAGUUGGCUCACCUUCGGGAUUUUUGUUCCGCCCUUACGCUUCCUUAUGUGAUCAUCGGCGAUUUUAACACUACCCUUCAUAUGAGUGAAAAAGAUGGUGGUAAUCCUUGGAAUGUAGCUCAGUCAGUUAGUCUAAGGGAUUUUAUCCAGGACUUAGGGCUCCAUGACCGGGGCUUCCUUGGUGAUCCGUUCACGUGGACUAAUAGAAGGAUGGGUGCGGCCUGCAUUCGUGAGAGGCUGGAUAGGGAUCUGUGCUCCCAGACAUGGGUUGACCGACUCCCAGAAACCUUGGGGAAGCAUUUCACAGACCAGGGCUCUGAUCACCGAGCUCUCCUCCUCUCGGACAAGCCCUACGCUCGCAAUAGUCGCCCUCUUUUCCGGUUUGAUGCCCGGUGGGCGGAAAACCCAGAAGUAAGGGCUAUGGUUGGCUAUGUCUGGAAAGAGGAGAUUCAUGGGACUCCCAUGUUCUGUCUUUGGGAGCGCCUUAAAAGGCUCCGCCAUCUGCUCUAUGAUUGGAGCAGGGCUGGCACCACGAACUCCCUGCGGAAUAUCAGGACUCUCUAG